UUUUACUCUGAAAACAGCUUGAUUAUAUAGACAACCCAAUUUUUUAAUCGACUUAUUGAUUGAGUCAUAGAUAAAAAAAUAUUAUGCAAAGAAUUGCUAUCAGACAAACAACAAUCGUCUGGUCACAAAUUAAUCCGAUUAGAUCUGGACCAAAAUGGAAGACAUUAACAAGAAAUCGAAUAAAUGCCGUGUUUACUAAUGUACGAUUUGUGACGAGUCAAACCAACCACAAGAAUGAUUUCAGUUCAAUAAACAAAUACAACGAUGCCAAACCGGACGUUGGAACAAAGGAUUCAGAUACGAAUGUGGUUAUUAUCAAGAAUAAAAGGCGUAAGACAGCAAGAGAACAUUUGAGCUCACAGAAAAAUUCCCCCGAGUCGAAAAGAGGAAAGAAUAAGUCGAAAGGUUUUGUUAGCCGCCUUCUUAGUGCUUUAGAACAUGACGCUAAAGAGAACCCAAAACCUUUGGAAGAUCAUACUUUAUCAUCUUCAUGGAGUCAAAUCGACAAUGAAAUUGUCUACAAACGCGUGGAACCACCAAGAGAGGUAAAGGUACCAAGCCUUGCCCAUGAGUUAGAACGGGUCUUGUUCAAUCCAGGCGUUCAUUUUCUCAAAGAUCCUCGUACAAAACAAUACAACUUUACGCCUUUUCUUGAGAACAUUACUCAACCAUCAGAAUUCAAUUAUGAUGCUAUGCAACCCUACAUUACUUCUUCCAAAGACAAAAAUCUGCUGGAGAUGGCGCGCGACCAUAAUAAACGGUAUCUAGGUUCGACAUCGUCUGUCUCGGCCGUCCUGUCACAUUUUUAUUUCACUGUGUCCAACUUUAGACCCAUAGAUAUUUCUAUUCUUUCCAAGGCUUUUGAAGGCCAAUCGACAAAGUUUACCAGAGGAACGCGCGCACCUGCAUCUAUCUAUUUGAGAUGGAAGAAUGGUGUAUAUGCUGUAGAUGUUGACAAGAGCCAUGAUGUAGAAGACACAAUUCUUUCGUUAAUGGGUAGAUCCAUGGAGAAAGUUUUGACAUUAGAGCCGGAAGAAUACAACCGGUAUCUUAAGGACAAUGCAAUCGAGUUUCCAGAAGAAGAAAAAAAUCUUCCCGAAUCAUACGCUUAUGGACAAAUUGGAAAAUUUCUAUUGCGAUCUCAGCUUGACUGUUAUGAUUCCAGACUGCCAAGAGGUACAUUCGACCUGAAGACUAGAGCUGCUAUCCCAAUUCGAUUGGAUAUGUCUAAUUAUUCCGAUUAUCUUGGCUACACUUUGAAACGAUCCCACGGUCUGGUGGAAUCAUUUGAGAGAGAUUUCCAAGUACGGAUAGGACACAUGGACGGUAUUAUGGUCGCGUACCACAAUACUUCUAAGCUGUUUGGGUUUCAGUAUAUUUCGAGAGAGGAAAUGGACUCACGCAUAUUCGGAACAACGAAGAUGGGCGAUGAAGCAUUCCGUAACACACUCGUCUUGUUUGAAGCUGUUCUAGAUAAGGCAACUGCCAAAUACCCUGACCAGACAUUGCGGUUGUCAUUCGAAGCUAAGGAAUCCAAAAAUGCUAGCUCUACAAAGUUGAACAUCUUUGUCGAAGCUGUUCCACCCGAAGAAGAAGCCAAAACAGAGUCUGACGCACCUUUGCUGGAGGACAAUUUUGGAACUAAAUUCUUCCAAACCCAUGAUCCUACCUUGGACCCAUACAGCAAGUUGACAAUGUUUACUAUGUCAACUGAAUCUUACGUGAAUGGAAAACAAAUUAGUGAUUAUGUCAACUUGAGAAGAGAUACAGACGAGUGGUCAGUGCAAUAUCAAAUAGACGAGACGAACAAGGACGAGGGACAUGUAGAAUCGAUGUUUAGGAGUCUUAGAAGAACACAAUCGAAUAUAUUUUCGGCGAGCAAAUAUCCUAUUCCUAUUCUGAAGCAGCUCAAGUCUCUAAGUGAGAAGCAAUUGAAAAUGGAGAGACAAAGCAGAAAAACAGGCAAUUCCAAGUCAAUUGAACCCAACGAUUAAUUUCAAUUUGUCAUGAUAAUAAAAUAAUAAUAGAAAAUAUUAAUAAUAAAAAUUGAAAAUACACAUUAUACACACAUU
Molecule: messenger RNA, 2072 nt
Organism: Phycomyces blakesleeanus NRRL 1555(-)
Lineage: Eukaryota; Fungi; Mucoromycota; Mucoromycetes; Mucorales; Phycomycetaceae
Exons: 10
Coding region: 84-1994 (636 amino acids)
Biological process (GO): mitochondrial RNA 5'-end processing
Cellular component (GO): mitochondrial envelope; mitochondrion
Source: RefSeq, a predicted model, not a curated record